CAGCUGCCUGUCCCGCGGAUGUUCGACUGCUCCCGGCAGCAGGUGUCUUCUAGUUCGCAGCAAGUAUUGUAGCCGCGGCUGGCGCAGACGCUGCAACCCGAGCAGUAGGAGAGGCCGGUACAAGACCAGCGUCAGAGGCUUAUGAUAACUCAGCUAAAUCUGGAUGGACUUUCAUGGGGAUAGCACUGGGCACAUCUGACUCCUGAGUGACUCUACAGCCAAGCUCCAAAGCAUAGAGGUAUAAGGAAUUGAAAACAACUGCUGUUUUGUCAAGAUGGAAAACAACACAACUACAAUCUCUCGUGAAGAGCUGGAAGAACUGAGAGAAGCAUUCAGUAAAAUAGAUAUUGACAAUAGUGGAUAUGUCAGUGAUUAUGAGCUUCAAGAUCUUUUUAAAGAAGCAAGCCUCCCCUUGCCUGGCUACAAAGUGCGAGAGAUUGUAGAAAAAAUUAUAGCAGUAACAGAUAGCAACAAAGAUGGGAAAAUCGACUUUGAAGAAUUUGUAUCAGUUAUUCAUGAAUUGAAAAGUAAAGAGGUUAGCAAAUCAUUCCGAAAAUCAAUAAACAAAAAACAGGGUAUUACAGCGAUUGGAGGAACUUCACCAAUUUCCAGUGAGGGGACACAGCACUCUUAUGCAGAGGAAGAAAAAGUUGCUUUUGUUAACUGGGUAAAUAAAGCUCUUAAAGAUGACCCUGACUGUAAGCAUCUCCUUCCCAUGGAUCCAUCAGAUGCCAGUCUUUUUAAGUCACUUGCAGAUGGCAUCCUCCUUUGCAAAAUGAUUAACUUAUCUCAACCAGAUACAAUUGAUGAACGGGCUAUUAAUAAGAAGAAGCUCACACCUUUCACUAUUUCAGAAAAUCUAAAUCUCGCCCUGAAUUCUGCAUCAGCUAUUGGCUGUACAGUGGUCAACAUUGGAUCACAAGAUCUAAAGGAAGGAAAACCACAUUUGGUAUUGGGUCUCUUGUGGCAGAUCAUUAAAGUUGGUCUUUUUGCAGACAUUGAGAUCUCCAGAAAUGAAGCUCUUAUUGCUUUGCUAAAUGAAGGGGAAGAACUAGAGCAGCUACUGAAACUUUCCCCAGAAGAGCUCUUGCUACGUUGGGUGAACUAUCAUCUGGCCAAUGCAGGAUGGCAGAAAAUCAGUAACUUCAGUCAAGACAUUAAGGAUUCAAGAGCCUAUUACCAUCUGCUAAAUCAGAUUGCACCUAAAGGAGGCAAAGAUGAUGAGGUUCCCAUUAACAUUGACCUUUCAGGGUUUAAUGAAAAGAAUGACUUGAAGAGGGCUGAAUAUAUGCUUCAGCAGGCAGACAAACUGGGCUGCAGACAGUUUGUUACUCCAGCUGAUGUAGUUGCAGGCAACCCUAAACUUAACUUGGCUUUUGUUGCAAAUCUCUUUAAUACAUACCCAGCCCUGCACAAGCCUGACAGUUCUAUGUAUGACCUCAAUUUACUAGAAGGUGAAAGUAAGGAAGAGAGGACAUUCCGGAAUUGGAUGAAUUCUUUGGGUGUAAACCCAUAUAUUAACCACUUAUACAGUGACCUUGCUGAUGCUUUAGUGAUCUUCCAGCUGUAUGAAAUGAUUCGUGUUCCCGUAGAAUGGAGCCAUGUCAACAAACCUCCAUAUCCUGCACUUGGUGGCAACAUGAAAAAAAUUGAGAAUUGUAAUUAUGCAGUGGAACUUGGGAAGACAAAGGCCAAAUUCUCCCUGGUUGGCAUUGCUGGACAGGAUCUAAAUGAUGGCAAUCCAACUUUGACCUUGGCAUUGGUGUGGCAGCUGAUGAGAAGAUAUACUCUGAAUGUAUUAUCGGACCUUGGAGAGGGGGAAAAAGUAAACGAUGAAAUUAUUAUUAAAUGGGUGAAUCAAACUCUUGCAAAUGCAAAUAAGAAAACCUCCAUUACCAGCUUCAAGGACAAAUCUAUUAGCACUAGUUUACCUGUACUAGAUUUAAUAGAUGCCAUUGCACCAAAAGCAAUUCGUCAAGAAAUGGUAAAGAGAGAAGAUCUUUCUGAACAAGACAAAUUGAAUAAUGCUAAAUAUGCCAUUUCAGUUGCUCGAAAGAUUGGUGCUCGUAUUUAUGCAUUGCCAGAUGAUCUGGUAGAAGUGAAACCAAAAAUGGUUAUGACAGUGUUUGCAUGCUUGAUGGGAAGAGGACUGAACAAAAUAAAAUAAUGAAGACUUUUUAAAAGUUUCUGCCAUGUUAAAAUACAAUGAAUGCCUCACAAUUUACAGGAUUUGGAAAUUUAGUGGAUAUAAAAAGAGAGAAAAAUCUGUAUGAGUAAUAUGGAUAUAUAUUCAUUAAUUACAUUUUAAUAACUUGUUUAUAGUAGCAAAGGUUUCAUUCAAACAAUUUAAUAUUACAUGAAUUAUAUAUGGGUUAAUAGUUCUAUCAGACUAUGUUCAUUACCAAAUUAAGGUUACAUUCAUGCAUUGCUAUUUAAAAAAACUUGUAAAUCAAGCCUGGUUCAUAAUCUUUUCAUAGCGUGAAAAGGAUCAGAAGCUUUUUAAAAUAAGUUAUUUUAGGAUCUGCUGUGAAAAUGUUUUGAUUCUUGUGGGUAUUAUUUACUUGUAGUCAUAGUAAUAGCUGUGUAAAGAUCUAUUUAAACACUGUUAUAUUUUCCCAAAACUGAACAAAGAUCAGCAUCAUUGCCUUAU
Molecule: messenger RNA, 2650 nt
Organism: Pelodiscus sinensis (Chinese soft-shelled turtle)
Lineage: Eukaryota; Metazoa; Chordata; Testudines; Trionychidae
Gene: PLS1
Product: plastin 1
Biological process (GO): actin filament bundle assembly; actin filament network formation
Cellular component (GO): cytoplasm; actin filament; actin filament bundle
Molecular function (GO): calcium ion binding; actin filament binding
Source: RefSeq, a predicted model, not a curated record